AAAAUAGAAGAGGGUUGGUUGGUGGUUGGUUUUUUUUUUCAUAACGUGAGGUUCAUGUAAGUUUAUAGCAGUUCAUAUGCAAACAACCUCCCAGUACAGUUAGGUUCCAAACAGUGUUUAACUUGUAAUGAAGUACAUGAAUUUGUACUAUACUUAAAACUAAAAUAUGGGCUGGAAUUCUUUGAGAACGUCAGUUUUACAAAGUUAUUUUUAUUAACCUAAAGGAAUUUACCAGAAAAAAGGAUGAGUCAAGCUGAAUAGUUUGCAAGGGAGAACUUCAGAUAUUUUAGGCUACAAGUGAGUAAACUCUGCUUACGUAGUUGGCUCCAUUCAUUCUCUGAAACCAAUCACUUGCCCUGCAGUGGCUGAUAAGAAUUCAACAGCUUACAGAGGUGGAGUGUCAGCAUCCUUAGUACUAAACACAUUCCCAGGCAUAUCCAUAGCCUCUGUCCAUCACCCAUGCAGGAAGCUUUUUGGGAAAGGAGAAAUAGAAAACAGAGAAGGGAAAUCAUGCAUCAUCAUCCUGGCUGGAGUGUACAGAAGACUGUGUGCCAUUUUCAUCAUGCAGAUUCACUACAGAAAUGACCUUCUUUGAUCAGCCAGGUAAAAUAAAAAACUUGCUUAUUUGUUGCCUGUGCUCCCCAUGGACUGUGAGGCUGUGGACUUGCAGGCGCCUGAGGACAAGAAGGAAUCUGCUGCUGGGCACUGCGUGUGUGAUCUACCUGGGAUUCCUCGUCAGUCAAGUGGGCCACGUUUUACCCCAAUAUAAAGGAGGAUAUGAAACUAUCAGUUCCAGAAGUCUCCAGGAUGCAGCGCAAACUUCUUUUCUGGGCAUCCCACUGGACAGCACCCUGCCACCACCUAGCUUCCAGGAACCCAAUCUGGGUGGCAAUGGGACCUUGGUGCCACCUAAUGUAGUUUAUAUCACCCUACGGUCCAAGCGCAGCAAGCCUGCCAAUAUCAGAGGCACAGUGAAGCCAAAGCGCAGGAAGAAACAUGCAGUCCCAUUGUCCUAUGGGCAGCACUUCCCAAAAUCUGAUUUCACUGUCCAGAAAGAGAUCUUUUUUCAGCAGCCGGGGAGGGACAUUCACGCUGUGGAUGCAAUGGGAGCAACAACCUCUCUGGAGACAAGAAAACACCAACUGGAUAUACUCCAGCAUAAGGAAAUGGCAGUCAGAGCGAGGGGGCACCAGAGACCUGGGGGGAUUUCUGUAAGGAUUAAAGCACAGCCUCAGGCUGAGGAAAGUAACAUCAGGAUUUACAGUGAGAGCUCUCCCUCGUGGCUGAGCAAAGAAGACAUUCUAAGCAUGCGUAUGUUGGCAGAUUCACGGAUAGAGAGCAUCCAAGAACUACCUUCUCAUAAAGCUGUCCUUGUAGUAUUUGAGAGUGGCUCUAGCACCACGGGAACUGCCUGCAAUCAGGGGCACUGUGGCAUCAUCAAAAGACCCCUUGACAUGAGUGAAGUGUUUGCUUUUCAUUUGGAUAGGAUCUUGGGGCUAAACAGGAGCUUACCUUCUGUAAGCAGGAAAUCAGAGUUCUUCCAAGCUGGUCAAGCCUGUCCUGUUAUUCUCUGGGAUUCCUCCCUGAGUCCAACUGAUAACAAUACUCAUUCUUCAGUGAGAUUAACCUGGGGGAAAUACCAGCAACUGCUGAAGCAGAAGUGCUGGCAGAAUGGCAAAGUUCCCAAAGAUGAAUGGGGCUGUACUGAAAUCCAUCAUCAUGAGUGGUCCAAGAUGGCAGUCUUCGAUUUUCUUCUGCAGAUCUAUAACCGGCUAGACAGACACUGCUGUGGAUUCAGACCUCUGAAGGAGGAUUCCUGUGUGCAGCAAGGACUGGCUCUGAGGUGCAGUGAUCAAGAUGCUGUUGACUUGACGCACAUAGUGCAGAGAAGGCAUGAUCAAAGGCACUUGGCCUUUAUAGACAAUAAAGGUUUCUUUGACAGAAGUGAAGACAAUCUCGACUUCAAAAUACUACAAGGAAUCAAUGAAUUCCCCGAGUCUGCAGUUUCAGUGCUGAGGAGCCAGCGUUUGCGGGAGAAGUUGCUUCAGUCUUUGUUCCUUGACAAAGUAUACUGGGAGAGCCAAGGAGGCAGAAAAGGAAUUGAAAAGCUUAUUGAUGUAAUAGAAAGGAGGUCCAAAAUUCUUCUUACUUACAUAAAUGCACAUGGAGCCAAAAUACUGCCCAUGAAUGAAUGAGCUUCUGAGAGAUAGUCUUUAAAAUAAUUCGUGUGGAGCAAAAAAUGGGAGUAAAAUUGAUUUAUUUCAUAGGUUUCCUUAAUUUUUAUUUUUCCAAACUUUCUAAUGUGUUUUUGAAUAAGAAGCCUUGCAUGGUUUAAAAGCAUCAUUUAAACAUCAGCUGCAGCUCAACACAAUGCACUUCUAGGUCAUCCGUGAUAUAAAAAAAUGCCAAACAAGAAAUGAUACAGAAAUAAGUAUGCACCAUGAAGACUCCUUCUAUUAAACCGUUUGAAAAUUAGCAACAAGGUUUUCAGUACAUUGGUCUGGAUUUCCUCAUUCAAAUCAGUAAUGCCUUAUUGAAAAUUUAAAUGGGAAGAGAGAUAUUAGUCACUUCAUGCAUCAGUGGAAAUUCGCCAUCACAUCUGCAUGCUGAAACUUACAGGAAUUUUCACCUGUCUGAUACGGAGCAUGCUUCGCCAUUAGUAAUUUUUUACGGUGUACUAUAUCCAGUACAGAUUGGUUUGUUGUGUGGCUGGAUCAUCUGAUAUUUCUGUCUAUUGAUUAACUGUGUGUUAGUCACAGAAUCAUCCUUUAUUAUCACUUAUUUUUUAGAAAUUUAGCUCUAGCUUUGUGUAAAUACGCUGCUAAAUUAAGUGUACAUGUUUGUUUUUGCAACAUUCAUGAUAGGUUUUUAGAAUAUUAUCAAAAGGCAGAUGUAAGAAUGAAGCAAAUGUUAAAAUCAGAACAGAAAAUGUUUCUGCUGCUUGCUUAGAUCUUGCCAGCAAUCCAAGCUCUGGUUUUACGUUAAGAUUGACCAUUUUGAUUCCAGCUGAUGGCUUGGCACAAGAAUUCCCACAGGUAAGGUUGGUAGAGAAGCUUGGACAAGCACUUUAGGCUCUCAGCCUGGAUCUAUUCCAGAAAAUACUCUAUUCAAGAAGCAAAAUAUCAACUGAUAUAGUCUAUCCCAAAAUAAAUCUUCUACCUGUUUAGAAAGGCUCUUACUUUUUUUUUGUAAAUAAAUAUCAUGUUUUUGCUGAAGUUAAAUGCUUUCAUCUGUUCUUCAUGUAUAGUGGAAAAAAACCCACCCAGUAACAUAGGGUUUGUAGCAUUUAAAGAUAUAUUUGGAAAUGCUUGUGUAAUAUUUUUCAUUAUUAGAAACUGAAAUGUUGAUGUGGGUGGGUGAAGUUAAUAUCUUUAAUAACUGCAAUUCCACUGCAGCUAAAACAGAUUUUCUUUCUUACUAUCAGAACAUCUAUUAACAAUAGAAGAAAUAGAUCUAAUUAUAGGCAGAGUUAAAGACUCAAUAAAAUCAGAAGAAUUUGGCCAUCUUUUAUUUUAUUCUGCCAGUAAAGGGCAGAUGCAUUCAUAAAAUCUUCCUAGAAUUUAACAAUUGCCUUGAGAGGACAUGUUUUUAAGUGCCUUGGACUUUUUAAUAACAGCAAAGUAGAAUUUUAUAGGAUUUUCAUUUUGUCUCUCUCUUAAAAUGUUAUGUUAGCCAGAUAUUUUCUAUCACAGAAACAAAAGCAUUAAUGUAGCUUGCAUUGAGCCUAGAGAGAGAGAUAGUCCUCUGGAUCCAAUUCACAUGGUACUCCUGUUGCAUUUAUCAUAAAGUUCACUCUGAUGAGCAUUACAAUCAAUUUGUCCCAUUUUCUAGCCUAUUUUCUUCCUGCUAAAUAUAUUUCAGUUGGAUUAUCAGACACUGGUAAGAGUGAAAGACAUGACUCUCAGCUGCACUGCAUUUAGAAGGCAGCCAAGGAAAGGUACAGCAUUGCAGCUGAUCAUGAAAGAAUGGGGAUUGGAACUCUUCUAGUUUUAAGAAACCUCUUCCACUUCUAAGAAAUCACAUUCAAAGAGCUGGAGCAUCUCUCCUGUGAAGUGAGGUUGAGAGAACUGGGUUUUGCUCAGCCUGGAGAAGAGGUAAUCUGCAGGGCAGAAUGAUGUCUAGUCUUCAUAGAAAGUCUAUAUUGUCUAGGCACAUCAGGACUUCUCAGAACUCUGCAGGGACUGAUGUUCAGAGUGAAUAUGCAAAGCAGGAUAAGCUCUGCCAUGGCCGCAUGGAUUGCCCCUCUCCAAAGGCCAAGAAAUAAUUCUUUCUCUGAUCUGAGUUUGGCUCUCAGAGGUGAUGUGUGUGCUGCAUCAUGUUCUCACCUUAUGUCUUAGUAUUAUUUUACAUGUAGCUGGAAGCAUUGCUGUCUGUGUUGUAUUAAAAUACUUUGUUGCCAAGUCCUACCAACUCUCUUGUCUUCAGACAGUCAGGAGAGGCUUGAGGAGACUGGCAGUGGGACUGGAUUGCAAAAUGCUUCUAAUUCAACAAUGUUGACAACAAACUCCUGGAAGUGCCUUUUCUUUCUGACGUUUGUACUGUUGUGUAUCUUUGUGCUUGAGUUUGGUGCAAAGUAUAAUUGGUAGAGGGCCUAUAAGUACAAGUUCUCAUUUUUUUCUUACUUUCAAAAAUGAAGAAUUCUGUACUUUUUGAGUGUACUUGGGUAAAUGCUCCAGUAAAAAAUACAAAAGAUGCACUUUGUA
Molecule: messenger RNA, 4703 nt
Organism: Coturnix japonica (Japanese quail)
Lineage: Eukaryota; Metazoa; Chordata; Aves; Galliformes; Phasianidae
Gene: GASK1B
Product: golgi associated kinase 1B
Cellular component (GO): Golgi apparatus
Source: RefSeq, a predicted model, not a curated record